Messenger RNA from Cajanus cajan (pigeon pea), 1546 nucleotides. RefSeq names its product GDSL esterase/lipase At5g14450. NCBI's taxonomy places the organism in Eukaryota, Viridiplantae, Streptophyta, Magnoliopsida, Fabales, Fabaceae. Gene Ontology annotation, molecular function: hydrolase activity, acting on ester bonds. The record is from RefSeq and is a predicted model, not a curated record.
CAAGUGACAACUGUAAGCACAAAACAUGGGUCUAAAAAUAUCUGCUUCAUUACACGCAACGUGCCCAAAGAUCAGGCUUCUGGGGUAUCUCAUAACUUUGUGCUUUUGGUUCUCUAUAUAUAACCAACCUCAGCUUUAAGAGGUGAUUUGAGUUGUGAAAAAUGGGGUUAGAGGCAGUGUUUGUUUGGUUGUUGGUAUCUUGUGUUGUGUGUGUGAAGGGUGUGGAGCCAAAGGCCUCAGGCACUUGUGCAUUUCCUGCAAUCUACAACUUUGGGGACUCAAACUCAGACACUGGAGGCAUAUCAGCUUCAUUUGUGCCAAUUCCUGCUCCUUAUGGACAGGGCUUCUUUCAUAAGCCUUCAGGAAGGGACUGUGAUGGCCGUCUCAUUGUAGAUUUCAUAGCUGAGAAGCUAAACUUGCCAUACUUAAGUGCUUAUCUGAAUUCCCUGGGAACCAAUUACCGGCAUGGGGCAAAUUUUGCCACGGGGGGUUCAACCAUUAGGAGGCAGAAUGAAACCAUAUUUCAGUAUGGGAUAAGUCCUUUCUCACUUGACAUACAGAUUGUGCAGUUCAACCAGUUCAAGGAACGCACCAAACAACUCUACCAAGAAGCCAAGACCCCACUUGAAAGAAGCAAGCUUCCAGUGCCUGAGGAGUUCUCUAAGGCUCUCUACACAUUUGACAUUGGUCAAAAUGAUCUCUCUGUUGGCUUUAGGAAGAUGAAUUUUGACCAAAUUCGAGCAUCCAUGCCAGACAUUGUCAACCAGUUGGCCAAUGCAGUCAAAAAUAUAUAUGAACAAGGAGGGAGGUCAUUCUGGAUACACAACACUAGCCCCUUUGGCUGCAUGCCAGUGCAAUUAUUUUACAAGCACAAUAUACCAGCUGGCUAUCUUGACCAGUAUGGAUGUGUGAAGGAUCAAAAUGAGAUGGCCCUAGAAUUCAACAAGCAGCUUAAGGACCGAAUCAUCAAACUCAGGACAGAGCUCUCAGAAGCUGCAAUUACUUAUGUAGAUGUCUUUGCUGCCAAGUAUGCACUCAUCAGUAAUACCAAAAAUGAAGGAUUUGUGGAUCCAAUGAAGAUCUGUUGUGGGUAUCAUGUGAAUGACACACACAUUUGGUGUGGGAAUUUAGGGAGUGUAGAUGGGAAAGACGUGUUUGGUUCUUCAUGUGCAAACCCUUCACAGUACAUAAGUUGGGAUAGUGUUCAUUAUGCAGAGGCUGCUAACCAUUGGGUUGCUGAUCGUAUACUCAAUGGCUCAUACACGGACCCACCAACACCUAUCAUCCAAGCAUGUUAUAGGCAUUAGGCUUGGUCACAAUCAUUUCUGAUUGGACAUUCCUAAAGGAAACUAUAUCAAAAAAUUUCAAUUGCAUGAGACUCUAUUCCUGUACCAGAUUAAAACUGCAUACUUGCUGCUCCUUGAAUGUUCCAAUUCACAAUAUUCUGGAGAUAGCCAAUUCAUUGAUCAAUUGGUGGAUUGCAUGCAAGUUGCAACCAACAAUUUUAAUUUGAUAAUGCAUUCUUGGCCUUAAAUCUUUGAAAGCA